Molecule: messenger RNA, 2123 nt
Organism: Polyodon spathula (Mississippi paddlefish)
Lineage: Eukaryota; Metazoa; Chordata; Actinopteri; Acipenseriformes; Polyodontidae
Product: lysine--tRNA ligase-like
Exons: 15
Coding region: 116-1945 (609 amino acids)
Biological process (GO): positive regulation of macrophage activation; lysyl-tRNA aminoacylation; diadenosine tetraphosphate biosynthetic process
Cellular component (GO): nucleus; cytoplasm; aminoacyl-tRNA synthetase multienzyme complex
Molecular function (GO): lysine-tRNA ligase activity; ATP binding; tRNA binding
Source: RefSeq, a predicted model, not a curated record
CACCUUUUUCGCCGUACCCCGUUUCAGAAGAUGGCAGCCGCUGCUGUGGUGGACGGAGGAAACACACGCAGCAAAAAGUCCAAGCUGUAGAAGGAAUCGCACUCUUGUGUUCACCAUGCUGUCUGUGGUUAGAGCUGCUAGGCAGCAGUUUAUCCAAACGUUUGGGGUCGGGGGUCAAAGGGCAAAGUAUGUGUUCCCUGGCCUGGCCACCUUCCCUUUGCUCCAAGGGAAUCGCUGGCGAGGUGACAAAAGUGAGCUGAAGCGGCAGAUAAAGGCUGAGAAGAAGGCUGCAGAGAAGGAUGCUCGAGUCAAAGAACUCGUUGAGCAAAAGAAGAAAGCAGGAGAUACGGGAGAUCAGAAUCUUUAUGGAGCCGAGGAUGAGACGCUGGACCCCAAUCAAUACUUUGAGAUUCGCACCCAGGCAAUCCAGGACCUCAAGGGCACAUCAGAGGAUCCCUACCCUCACAAAUUCCACGUGGACUUGUCUCUGAGCGAGUUCAUUGAAAAAUACAACCACCUGCAACCAGGAGACCAUCUGACAGACGUCAUUCUAAAUGUGUCUGGCCGUGUCCAUGCCAAGCGUGCCUCUGGAGCUAAGCUGCUUUUCUAUGACCUGCGAGGUGAAGGGGUCAAGCUGCAGGUCAUGGCCAACUCCAGGAACUACAAGUCGGAGGAGGAGUUUGUUCGCAUCAACUCGAAGCUGCGGCGGGGUGACAUCAUCGGGGUGCACGGGAAUCCAGGGAAAACUAAGAAGGGCGAGCUGAGCAUCAUCCCCAAGGAGAUGACCCUGCUGUCGCCCUGUCUGCACAUGCUGCCUCACCUGCACUUCGGACUCAAGGACAAGGAAACCCGGUUCCGGCAGCGCUACCUGGACCUGAUCCUUAAUGAUUAUGUGAGGCAGAAAUUCAUCAUUCGGGCCAAGAUCAUCACCUACCUGCGCAGUUUCCUGGACCAGCAAGGCUUCCUGGAGAUUGAGACCCCCAUGAUGAACCUGAUCCCUGGGGGCGCUGUAGCCCGACCUUUUGUCACCUAUCACAAUGACCUGGACAUGAACCUGUACAUGAGGAUCGCACCAGAGCUGUACCACAAGAUGCUGGUGGUUGGAGGGAUUGACCGGGUGUAUGAGGUCGGGCGGCAGUUCAGAAACGAGGGCAUCGACCUUACCCACAAUCCCGAGUUCACAACAUGCGAGUUCUACAUGGCGUACGCCGAUUACCAAGACCUCAUGGAGAUCACGGAGAAGCUGCUGUCAGGCAUGGUGAAGCACAUCACUGGUGGGUACAAGGUUCAGUAUCACCCAGAGGGGCCAGAGGGGCCAGCCUUUGAGCUCGACUUCACCCCUCCCUUCAGACGGGUGAGCAUGGUGUAUGACCUGGAGAAAGAGCUGGGGGUCAAAUUCCCCCCACCUGACACUUACGACUCCAACGAGGCCCGUAAGUUCUUUGAUGAACUCUGUGCUCAGAAAGGAGUGGAGUGUCCACCUCCCAGAACCACAGCCCGUCUGCUCGACAAGCUGGUUGGCGAUUUCCUGGAGGUGACCUGCAUCAACCCCACCUUCAUCUGCGAUCACCCCCAAAUCAUGAGCCCUCUGGCUAAAUGGCAUAGAUCGCAGAAAGGUCUGACGGAACGAUUUGAGCUCUUUGUAAUGAAGAAGGAAAUCUGCAACAGCUACACCGAGCUGAACGACCCCAUCAAGCAGAGGGAGCUCUUUGAGCAGCAGGCAAAGGCGAAGGCAGAGGGCGAUAUUGAGGCCAUGUUCAUUGACGAGACAUUCUGCACUGCCCUUGAAUAUGGGCUCCCCCCCACCGCGGGCUGUGGCAUAGGCAUCGACCGUCUUACCAUGUUCCUCACCGACUCCAACAACAUCAAGGAGGUGCUGCUCUUCCCAGCCAUGAAACCUGAUGACCACAAGGCAGCCCCCCCUCCUGACGGAACGUCGGUAUAGCAGGGCUACCUGAUCUCUGCCUGGAGAGGAUUCACUGCAAGGAUUGUCCUUCAGCACAAAUCAUUGUUUGUCCUUCAGCACAAAUCAUCUGGUGUUUAGGGGUGGUGAAAGUUUAAGGGAAGGACUACUUUUUUAUAUUGUUUUUGAAACCGAGAAUGAAUAAAAGUUGCAAUAGGCA